AUGUCUUCUCGCACCCUCCACCUCUUCCGCUCCACCCGCAUGCAGCGCAUCCGCUCUUUCCCGCCCACUUUCCGCACCUUCACUGCCUCUCCCCUGCGCAUGAUCAAGGAAGACGCCUCGCGCAGCCCCGAAGAGCUUGAGCGCACAAAGCAAGAACAACUCAAGGCCCAGAAGGAAGGCAAGGCGCAAUGGAACGAGAACCUGGCUUCUGCAGGCGAGGCCAGCAUUACAGCCGACAAGCAGGACGUCAAGGAUCACGAUAGCCAUAUGGAGGAUUUGCAGAAGCAGACGGCGGGACAGGCUGAGAAGGAACAUCCGCAUGGAAAGAAGAACUAG
Aureobasidium vineae is the source of this 336-nucleotide messenger RNA. The record is from the annotation of a GenBank genome assembly. NCBI's taxonomy places the organism in Eukaryota, Fungi, Ascomycota, Dothideomycetes, Dothideales, Saccotheciaceae.